UCUUUCACGCACUCUCUCCGCAGUCUCUUCUCGCUAGGGUUUUACCCCCACACAAACAGCAAAAAAAUGGCCGAGCGUGGUGGAUUUGGCCGUGGGUUCGGCGGGCGUGGCAGGGGUGACCGCGGGGGCCGAGGCGGCCGCCGCCGUGCACCACGCCAGGAGGAGGAGAAAUGGGUGCCGGUCACGAAGCUCGGCCGCCUCGUGAGGGAGGGGAAGGUGCUUUCCCUCGAGCAGAUCUACCUGCAUUCCCUUCCCAUCAAGGAGCACCAGAUCAUCGAUCAACUCGUCGGCCCCUCCCUGAAGGACGAGGUCAUGAAGAUCAUGCCGGUCCAGAAGCAGACCCGGGCCGGGCAGCGCACACGGUUCAAGGCCUUUGUCGUCGUCGGAGACGGGAACGGCCACGUCGGGCUGGGCGUCAAGUGCAGCAAGGAGGUCGCCACGGCCAUCCGCGGUUCCAUCAUACUCGCCAAGCUCUCGGUGAUCCCCGUCAGGAGGGGUUACUGGGGUAACAAGAUCGGGAAGCCCCACACCGUCCCCUGCAAGGUCACCGGAAAGUGUGGGUCUGUCACCGUGAGGAUGGUGCCGGCGCCCCGUGGUGCUGGGAUUGUGGCGGCUCGUGUCCCGAAGAAGGUGCUGCAGUUUGCUGGUAUCGAGGACGUGUUCACUUCCUCGAGGGGUUCCACCAAGACCCUUGGGAACUUUGUGAAGGCUACUUUCGAUUGUCUGCUGAAAACUUAUGGCUUCCUCACCCCCGACUUCUGGAGGGAAACCCGCUUCACGAAGUCCCCAUUCCAAGAGUACACCGAUAUUCUGGCCAAGCCAACCGGGAAGCCUGUCAUCUUGGAGGAGAUUGAGAACGCUUGAUCCUUGCUGGAAAUGAUGUUGAGAUUUUGAUAAGGCCUCUAGUAUAGAGUUGCUCUUUAUGUUUACUUUCGUUUCUAAUCACUGUGGUGCAAUUUUCCAGGUUAAUCGACAUUUUUCUCAGUAUUUUGAUAUUACAUGUUUUUUUCUUUUUAAGAUGAAUGCUACUACAAAUUUGUGCUAAAUUAAUCAGAGGACCAGUUUUCAGUCA
This is a messenger RNA of Punica granatum (pomegranate), 1072 nucleotides long. Lineage: Eukaryota; Viridiplantae; Streptophyta; Magnoliopsida; Myrtales; Lythraceae. The record is from RefSeq and is a predicted model, not a curated record.